Misgurnus anguillicaudatus (oriental weatherfish) is the source of this 3056-nucleotide messenger RNA. NCBI's taxonomy places the organism in Eukaryota, Metazoa, Chordata, Actinopteri, Cypriniformes, Cobitidae. The record is from RefSeq and is a predicted model, not a curated record.
CCGCCAAUAAACCCACUAAAGAAAGAAAGAGCUCGCGUGUGAUGUGUUUGUGUAUCCUCAGUGUUUUUCUCUCUUGAGUGUUUUAUUGAGUGUAAACAGAGUCUUGUCUCUGUGUAUUUUAGUGUUGAUGAUGAGAUGGAUGUGAUGUGCUGUAAAUCAGGAACUGAUCAGGACUUACAGGAUGAGGAAUCUACUGAUCAAACCUCCACAGAGUCUCUGGAUUCUGUCUGUAACGCUGGAGAACAGCAGCAGAUCCUGCAGACCAAACUCAACAUGUGUUCAGUCAAACUCAUCGACUUCAGGAACCUCAUGAUGAAGAUCAAAACUGAACCUACAGAAAUAAAAACUGAACCCACAUCUGAUGAAUAUGAAGACAAUCACAAUGAUGGUCAUGAUUUUUUUCUGUCAGAUGUAAAGAGUGAAUUGUGUUUGGAUGGAGAAAUAACGUCCUCAACUCUUUCCUGCGUCAGCGGUGGAGAGACAUUGAGAUAUUUAGAGAGCCAUGAGAGAAAACACACAGAACAUGAACAUCAUCUGAAGAAACGCACUAAUGAGAGACCGUAUCAGUGCAAAUCACACAAAACACAACACACUGAACAAAAACCCUUUCAAUGUUCACACUGUGAUAAACGUUUCAGUCAUAAAUCUCAUCUGAUAACCCACGAGAGAGUUCACACUGGAGAGAAACCUUAUCUCUGUAGUGUUUGUGGGAAGAGUUUUAGUCAACGUGUCAGUUUAGUGAGACACCAGAGAACUCAUACAGGUGAAAAUGAAAAACCUUGCAAAUGCUCUCAGUGUGAGAAGACGUUUGCUCAUUCAGCUUCCUUAAAAGCCCAUCAGAGACUUCACACUGGAGAGAAACCUUACGUCUGCUCAAUCUGUGGAAAGGGCUUCUCACAUUUGUAUCGUGUCAGAGUUCAUGAGAGAAUUCACACUGGAGAGAAACCUUAUCACUGUAAUGUUUGUGGGAAGAGUUUUAGACAAUGUGAGAGUUUAAUGAGACACCAGAGAAGUCAUACAGGCGAAAAACCUUACAAAUGCUCUCAGUGUGAGAAGAUGUUUGCUCAUUCAGAUUCCUUAAAAGCCCAUCAGAGAAUUCACACUGGAGAGAAACCUUACGUCUGCUCUCAUUGUGGAAAGAGCUUCUCUGAUCCAUCUAGUUUUAGAGUUCAUCAAAGAGUUCAUACUGGAGAGAAACCUCAUCACUGUAAUGUUUGUGGGAAGAAUUUUAAUCAACGUGAACAUUUAGUGAGACACCAGAGAAUUCACACAGGUGAAAAACCUUACAAAUGCUCUCAGUGUGACAAGACUUUCAGUCAACAUGACAGUUUAGUGUCACACCAGAGAACUCAUACAGGUGAAAAACCUUACAAAUGCUCUCAGUGUGAGAAGACUUUUGCUCAUUCAGCUUCCUUAAAAGCCCAUGAGAGAAUUCACACUGGAGAGAAACCUUACAAAUGUAAUGUCUGUGGGAGGAGUUUUAGGCAACAUGCUAGCGUUUUAAGGCACCAGCGAGUUCAUACAGGAGAGAAACCUUACGUCUGCUCUCAAUGUGGAAAGAGCUUCUCUGAUUUAAGUUAUAUUAGAGUCCAUGAGAGACUUCACACUGGAGAGAAACCUCAUCACUGUAAUGUUUGUGGGAAGAGUUUUAAUCGACAUUACAAUUUAUUGUCACACCAAAGAAUUCAUACAGGUGAAAAACCUUACAAAUGCUCUCAGUGUGAGAAGACUUUUACUCAGGCAGUUCACUUAAAAGUCCAUGAGAGAGUUCAUACUGGAGAGAAACCUUACAUCUGCCCAAUCUGUGGAAAGAGCUUCUCACAUUUAUUUCGUUUCAGAGUUCAUCAAAGAGUUCAUACUGGAGAGAAACCUCAUCACUGUAAUGUUUGUGGGAAGAAUUUUAAUCAACGUGAACAUUUAGUGAGACACCAGAGAAUUCACACAGGUGAAAAACCUUACAAAUGCUCUCAGUGUGAGAAGACAUUUGGUCAUUCAUCUAACUUUAAAGCCCAUCAGAGACUUCACACUGGAGAGAAACCUUACGUCUGCUCUCAUUGUGGAAAGAGCUUCUCUGAUCCAUCUAGUUUUAGAGUUCAUCAAAGAGUUCAUACUGGAGAGAAACCUCAUCACUGAAGUGUUUGCUAGCUUUCUAAAGCACGAGAGAAUUCAUACAGGUGAAAGACCUUACAAAUACUCUCAGUGUGAGAAGCAUUUUACUCGGUCAAGUCAUUAAAAGCCCAUGAGAGAGUUCAAGCAGGAGAGAACCUUUAUGUUUGCUCGAUCUGUGGAGAGAGAUUCUUACUCUGGAAGUUUUCAGCAUCAUCAGAAAAACACGCUAAAGAACAAAGUACACUGAAAUCAUUGUAUUGUUUGUCUUGACACACUGGUUGUGUAUAUUCGAUGAGAAUAUUUGAUUCGAUAAUGUACUAGAACAAAAACAAUUUAUUUCUAUGAAUGACUUUACAUUGACCUCGGUUAUUUGUGGUGCCAAAAAGCAAAGAUUUAGUUCUCAUCGCCAGGUAACAUUUCUAAACUCUCUAAAUUUUUACUAUUAAUGUUUUUUGUGUGAUUGAUCAGUGUGUUAUAUUGCUUUAAUUGAAUGUUGAAUUAAUUCGUCGUUUACUCUCUCGUUUUGUAUUAUUCAGUGUUUUGUAUGAUUGAUCAAUGCAUUAUAUUGUUUGAAUUAGACUUAAAGAAAUAAAGGAAGAAGGAAAAGCGUGAGGAUGCGUAACAGUAUUGUUUAGUGACACACGUUUCACACUUUCAUUAAUAAAUGUACAUGUGAAGCACAUACCAUUAGCAUGUAAACUUCAUUAGUCAUGAAAACUUCAUAAAAAAGACUUCAUCAGUGAAAGAGAACAAUGUGUAAAAAGUAAAACUGAGCGACAGAAACCAUCAAACACUGAGACGGAACAUUGAAGUUCCCACCACACCUCAGAGGGGUAUUAUGGAUUAUAAUUGCAACAAUAUUACAUUUUUAACACAAAUGAAGUGGUUAUAUUGUGAAAAUAGAUUUUAUUUGUAACAUUUUAUUAAAAUAUAUAUAACUUUAUAUA